Ochlerotatus camptorhynchus is the source of this 1516-nucleotide messenger RNA. RefSeq names its product probable cytochrome P450 6a14. Gene Ontology annotation, molecular function: oxidoreductase activity, acting on paired donors, with incorporation or reduction of molecular oxygen; monooxygenase activity; heme binding. Bases 28 to 1515 code for a protein of 495 amino acids. The record is from RefSeq and is a predicted model, not a curated record. NCBI's taxonomy places the organism in Eukaryota, Metazoa, Arthropoda, Insecta, Diptera, Culicidae. The transcript is spliced from 2 exons.
GUAAACAAGCAACCAGGUGUAAUCAAAAUGUGGUUCUAUCUAAUCGCAUUGGCGAUGACCUUGGCGGUGGUCUGGGUGCGCAAGCGGUAUUCCUACUGGAAAGAUCGAGGAAUUCCGUACGUGGAACCAAGCUUCCCGGCGGGUAACAUCCGUGGAAUGGGACGUACGAAGCAUCUUUCGGCCCAAAUGCAAAGCUGCUACCAGGAACUUAAGGGACAAGGGCCAGUCGGUGGUAUCUUUUUCUUUAUCAACCCGGUAGCCAUAGCAUUGGAUUUGGAGUUCAUCAAGACUGCUUUGGUGAAAGAUUUCCAGUACUUCCAUGAUCGAUCGGUUUACUACAACGAAAAAGACGAUCCCCUUUCUGCACAUCUCUUCACGAUGGAGGGUACCAAGUGGAAGAAUCUGCGGGCCAAGUUGACUCCGACGUUCACUUCGGGGAAGAUGAAAAUGAUGUUCCCGACCAUCAUUGGAGUGGCUGACGAGUUCCAAAAGCUCAUGAGUAAGGAAGUUGCAACCAACGGUGAAAUCGAGAUGAAGGAGAUUCUUGCACGAUUCACAACCGAUGUGAUUGGUAGCUGCGCAUUUGGGUUGGAGUGCAACAGUUUGCACGAUCCGGACGCUCAGUUCAGACGAAUGGGCAAGAAGAUAUUCUCGUUUGCCAACGGAAGGUUUAUAAAAGCCGUGCUAGCGCAGCAGUUCCGUUCCUUGGCCCGCACGCUUCGCAUCUCUCUUGUUGAUACGGAAGUUUCGGAGUUUUUCAUGAACGCAGUGAAAGACACUGUCAAAUUUCGGGAGGAGAACAAAAUUGAACGCAACGACUUUAUGAGUUUGCUGAUGAAGCUAAAGAAUGACGAUACUGCAAAUGGAAUGGAGGCUUUAACAAUCGAGCAAAUUGCUGCCCAGGCGUUCGUGUUUUUCUUGGCUGGUUUCGAAACGUCUUCCACCACGAUGUCGUAUUGUUUGUACGAGCUAGCACAGAGUGCCGAACUUCAAGACAAGGCACGCAAAAAUGUCUUAGACUCAAUCAAGAAGCAUGGAUCCUUGACCUACGAAGCAAUGCAGGAUAUGCACUACAUCGACCAGUGCAUCAACGAAUCCCUUCGCAAAUACCCCGUGGUAUCCAGCCUGACUCGUUCCGUAUCCAAGGACUACAAACUUCCCAACAGCAGCGUCAUCCUGCCGCAAGGAACCACUCUAAUCAUCCCCGUUUACGCCCUUCACCACGAUCCGGAAUACUACUCCGAUCCGGAACGGUACGACCCGGAUCGUUUCACAAAGGACCAGGUGGCCAAACGGAACCCGUACUGCUUCAUACCGUUCGGCGAAGGUCCCCGUAAUUGCAUCGGUUUGCGCUUCGGAAUGAUGCAGGCUCGGGUUGGGUUGGCGUAUCUGCUGAAGGACUACCGCUUUACAUUGUCCAGCAAGACGCCGGUGCCGGUGAAAAUCUCCCCCCGAAGCCCGGUUCUCUCGUCCGAAGGUGGACUGUGGUUGCAAGUGGAGAAGAUAGUGAGUUGAA